This is a messenger RNA of Pungitius pungitius (ninespine stickleback), 1330 nucleotides long. It is a transcript of the gene hsd3b1, whose product is annotated as hydroxy-delta-5-steroid dehydrogenase, 3 beta- and steroid delta-isomerase 1. The transcript has 3 exons. NCBI's taxonomy places the organism in Eukaryota, Metazoa, Chordata, Actinopteri, Perciformes, Gasterosteidae. Bases 1 to 1125 code for a protein of 374 amino acids. The record is from RefSeq and is a predicted model, not a curated record. Gene Ontology annotation, biological process: steroid biosynthetic process. Gene Ontology annotation, molecular function: 3-beta-hydroxy-Delta5-steroid dehydrogenase (NAD+) activity.
AUGUCUCUGCGGGGGGAAGUGUGCGUGGUGACGGGGGCCGCAGGGUUCCUGGGGAAGAGGCUGGUGAGGCUGCUGCUGGAGGAGGAGCAGGCCGCUGAGAUACGACUGCUGGACCGGCGGGUGCAGCCGCAACUUUUACAGGCUCUGGAGGACUGUCGAGGCGACACCCUGCUGAGCGUCUUCGAGGGCGACAUCAGAGACGGAGAAUUCCUGAGGAAAAGCUGCCGGGGAGCAUCGGUCGUGUUCCACAUGGCGUCCAUCAUCGACGUGAAGGACGCGGUGGAGUACGGCGAGAUACACGCCGUCAACGUCAAAGGAACGCAGCUGCUCCUGGAGGCCUGUGUCCAGGAGAACGUGGUGUCCUUCAUCUACACCAGCACCAUCGAGGUGAUGGGGCCGAACCCGAGGGGCGAGCCCGUCGUCAACGGCGACGAGGACACGGCGUACGAGUGCGCUCUGAAGUUCGCCUACAGCAAGACCAAAAAGGAGGCGGAGCGGCGGACCCUGCAGGCCCACGGCGAGCUCCUGCACAACGGCGGCCGGCUGGCCACGUGCGCCCUGCGGCCCAUGUACAUCUACGGGGAGGGCUGCCGCUUCCUGCUGGGCCACAUGGCCGACGGCGUGCGCAACAAAGACGUGCUGUUCCGCAUGUCUCGCCCGGAGGCCCGGGUGAACCCCGUGUACGUGGGCAACGUGGCGGCGGCCCACCUGCAGGCGGCGCGCGGCCUCCAAGACCCGCAGAAGAGGAGCGCCAUCGGGGGAAAGUUUUACUUCGUCUCCGACGACACGCCGCCGGUGAGCUACUCCGACUUCAACCACGCGGUGAUGGCGCCGCUGGGCUUCGGCGUGCAGGAGAAGCUCGCGUACCCCCUGUGGCUCCUCUACUCCGUCUGCUUCCUGAUGGAGGUGCUGUGCGCCGCGCUGCGGCCUCUGGUGCGCGUGGUGCCGCCGCUGAGCCGGCAGCUCGUCACCAUGCUGAACACGCCGUUCAGCUUCUCCUACCAGGGGGCCAAGAGGGACCUGGGAUACGCCCCCAGGUACACCUGGGAGGAGGCCCGCCGACGCACCACCGAGUGGCUCGCCUCGGAGCUGCCCGCGGAGAGGCAGAGGAUGAGAGCCAAGUAGGUGAGGUGGGGCCCCCCCCCCGCCCCCCCCCGAGGUGUUCAAUUCAUUCACUGCUUCACGUGGCUCCGGCAGCUCUCUCAAGCCGCCACCAGGGGGCCCCGUGGUCCCACAGUCUGCGUCCCCUGUUGUGUCUGUACCGCUGUGUCCUGUGUGUGGAUUAAAGUUCAUGGUGGAAAAACAACUUGCAUUGGACAGAAAAAUUAUU